Molecule: messenger RNA, 930 nt
Organism: Cuculus canorus (common cuckoo)
Lineage: Eukaryota; Metazoa; Chordata; Aves; Cuculiformes; Cuculidae
Exons: 2
Coding region: 65-790 (241 amino acids)
Biological process (GO): signal transduction; regulation of apoptotic process
Molecular function (GO): protein binding
Source: RefSeq, a predicted model, not a curated record
CUCUUAAGCCACGCCCCCUCCGUUCCCCGCCCUGAGUUCCUGGCGGGAGCGGAGUGCGGGCGCGAUGGCGCGGGGUGAACGGGAGACGCUGUUGGCGAUUCAACGGGCGCUGACGGACGAGCAGUUCCAGAGCCUCAAAUUCCUACUGGAAGAGCGCGUGCCGUUGGCUGAGCUCCUGCCGGCUUCGCGCCCCGACCUCUGCCGCCUCCUUCUCCAACGCUUCCCGGGUCAGGCCCUACACAUCACCGCCGACCUCCUGCGGCAAAUCGACCGCCAUGACCUCCUCCGCCAAUACCAGCUCCCCGGCGCCGAGGAUGAGAACCUCAACUGGAACGGGGCCACCAACAGCUUCUCCAAGAACGAAGACACCAUUGGUUCCUCCAAGAACGAAGACGCCGUUGGUUCCUCCAAGAACGGCUCCACCACCGUUUCUUCUGCUCCAUCACGAUGCGACGAUGCCAACGUGGUCCAUCGCGUUGUGUCCUCCCCGCUUGCGUUUCCCGGACCUCCUCGGCGCCUGACGGAGAAGGAGUUGAUGCAGAUCGCCCAAAAACUGGGCAAAGAAUGGCAGGAGGUGGGAAUCAUCUGCCUGGGCUUGGAAAGGAACCGCUUGGAUCAAAUCCGGGAGGACAACCCGCGCCACGUGGUCCUCCAGAGCUUCGAGAUGCUGCGGGAAUGGCGGCGGCGACAGAAAGACGACGCUACGGCACCACGGCUCCGCGCUUGCUUGGCCGCCGCCAGCCUCGAUCCGGAGCUCCUCGACCUUCUCCAGAGCUUCCAGAAGGACUGAGAGAAACGAUGAGGGCUACUUGGGGGCCCUCCAAUCGCCUCCCGCCCGGCGCGACGCGGAAAAGAGAGCAGUAAAAGUGGUUUUAUUUCUUGGAUGUGGGGUUGGAUGCCAUCUCCUGAGCGUCUUUAUUCCGGAUUGGA